AUGGGGAACCGCGUUUCGCGGGAAGACUUCGAGUGGGUCUACACCGAUCAGCCGCACGCUACUCGGCGCCAGGAGAUCCUGGCAAAGUAUCCAGAGAUAAAAUCCUUAAUGAAACCUGAUUCCAACUUGAUAUGGAUUGUAAUUAUGAUGGUUCUCACUCAGUUUGUUGCAUUUUACUUAGUAAAGGACUUAGACUGGAAAUGGGUCCUGUUUUGGGCAUAUGCCUUUGGCAGCUGCAUUAAUCAUUCAAUGACUCUGGCUAUUCAUGAAGUUUCCCACAACAGUGCCUUUGGCCAUUGCAAAGCUAUGUGGAAUCGUUGGUUUGGAAUAUUUGCCAAUCUCCCUAUUGGUGUCCCAUAUUCAAUUUCCUUUAAGAGAUAUCACAUGGAUCAUCAUCGAUACCUCGGAGGCGACGGCAUUGAUGUGGACAUUCCAACCGACUUUGAAGGCUGGUUCUUCUGUACUACUUUCAGAAAAUUUAUAUGGGUCAUCCUUCAGCCUCUCUUUUAUGCUUUUCGACCUCUCUUCAUCAACCCCAAACCAAUCUCUUAUCUGGAAAUAAUCAAUACUGUGAUUCAGAUCACUUUUGACAUCGUGAUUUACUAUGUUUUGGGAGUUAAAUCUUUAGUCUACAUGUUGGCAGCCUCCUUACUUGGCCUAGGUUUGCACCCGAUUUCUGGACAUUUUAUUGCUGAACAUUAUAUGUUCUUAAAGGGACAUGAAACUUACUCAUAUUAUGGGCCUCUGAAUUUACUCACCUUCAAUGUGGGUUACCAUAAUGAACAUCACGACUUUCCCAACAUUCCCGGAAAAAGCCUUCCCCUGGUGAGGAAAAUAGCUGCUGAGUACUAUGACAGCCUCCCCCACUACAAUUCCUGGAUAAAAGUGCUGUAUGAUUUUGUGACGGAUGAUACAAUAAGUCCCUAUUCGAGAAUGAAGAGGCAUCGGAAAGGCAACGAGGUUCAGGAGUAA
Rangifer tarandus platyrhynchus (Svalbard reindeer) is the source of this 972-nucleotide messenger RNA. NCBI's taxonomy places the organism in Eukaryota, Metazoa, Chordata, Mammalia, Artiodactyla, Cervidae. The record is from the annotation of a GenBank genome assembly.